Neopelma chrysocephalum (saffron-crested tyrant-manakin) is the source of this 2057-nucleotide messenger RNA. RefSeq names its product atrophin-1-like. The transcript has 5 exons. The record is from RefSeq and is a predicted model, not a curated record. Gene Ontology annotation, molecular function: transcription corepressor activity. The coding region runs from base 31 to 1104 and encodes 357 amino acids. NCBI's taxonomy places the organism in Eukaryota, Metazoa, Chordata, Aves, Passeriformes, Pipridae. Gene Ontology annotation, cellular component: nucleus.
AAGGAACGAGAGCUGGAGAGGAGUGUGAAGAUGGCCCAGGAGGGCCGUCCAGUCGAGUGCUCGUCCCUUGGGCCAGUUCCCCACCGCCCCUCCUUCGAGCAGGGCAGUGCUGUAGCCACUGUUCCCCCAUACCUGGGCCCUGACACCCCGGCUCUGCGCACCUUGAGUGAAUACGCACGGCCCCAUGUCAUGUCCCCCAGCAACCGCAACCACCCCUUCUACGUGCCGCUGGGGGCAGUCGACCCAGGCUUGCUGGGGUACAACGUGCCGGCCAUCUACAGCAGCGAUCCAGCGACGCGGGAGCGAGAGCUGAGGGAACGGGAAGCCCGCGAACGAGACCUGAGGGACCGGGACCUGCGUGAACGUCUCAAGCCUGGCUUUGAAGUCAAACCAGCUGAGUUGGAGCAGCUCCAUGCUGUGCCGGCUGCUGCCAUGGAUCCGUUCCCACGCCACGGCGGGCUGAGUCUGCAAACAGCCCCUGGCCUUCAUCCUGCUUUUCCCUUCCACCCAGGGCUGGGCCACUUGGAGCGGGAGAGGCUGGCGCUGGCAGCUGGCCCCACCCUUCGUCCCGACAUGUCCUAUGCUGAGCGGUUGGCGGCUGAACGCCAGCACGCCGAGCGGGUGGCUGCUCUCAGCAAUGACCCUCUGGCCCGGCUGCAGAUGCUCAAUGUGACGCCUCAUCAUCAUCAGCAUUCCCACAUCCACUCCCACCUCCAUCUCCACCAGCAGGAUGCCAUACAUGCAGCCUCAGCCUCUGUUCACCCUCUUAUUGACCCACUUGCCUCGGGAUCACACCUCACCCGGAUACCAUACCCAGCUGGAACCAUCCCCAACCCUCUCCUGCCUCACCCUCUUCAUGAGAAUGAAGUGCUUCGCCACCAGCUUUUUGCUGCACCCUACAGGGACCUGCCGGGCUCUCUCUCCGCGCCCAUGUCAGCGGCACACCAGCUGCAGGCCAUGCACGCGCAGUCGGCUGAGCUGCAGCGCCUGGCCCUGGAGCAGCAGCAGUGGCUUCACGCCCAUCACCCCCUGCAUGGCGUGCCGCUCCCGACGCAGGAGGAUUACUACAGCCACCUGAAGAAGGAAAGUGACAAACCCCUUUAAAUGGACUUCUGCUGUCAACAUGACAUCAUCAUGUCUUUCUCUUAAGAGGAACAAUCAAUCAACCAAAUCCUGAUGAAGGGGAAGCUGCAAAGUGACACAUCCUGAUCCCAUCAUGCUGUAAGAGUACAAGAGAAGACGGACAAAAAGUACAGGGUGGCAUCCUGGGAACAGAAAGUGGAGGAGAGAAAAUGGGGAGGGACUGAAACACCACUAACGGACAUGAAACAAUCCGUACGUGAUUUCAGCUGAGCUCUGAAGAAAAGAGAAUCAGCAUUGCACAGAGCUCAGAAAGACAAAGACUGACAUGAAUUCAGGGUGGCAGCAGCUCCAUCCUUUAUUUUGGGAUAACACUUGCAUUAAAUAAAAAGUGCAGAGCAUUGCAGGACUUCAUGUACAGGAUGGUGCUGCCUUUUCUACUUCUGUGAGGAGGAGAUGCAGCCAAGAAGUAACUCCAAACCCAACAGAGCCUUUUUUCAAGAUGCCUCCUCAACACCCCACCCCCCUUUAAGUGUAAGAUACUGCUUAGCGAUACAGAAGAGCAACGUGGAACUUUUUCAGAUUAGCCAGAGCAGCUUCCCAUUCUCCAACAUCCCUUCAGAUGCAUACAGCAUUACAGGACCCCUUCCUAAGUGGCCGCUCCUGCCUACGGAGGGUCUGGUCCCAGCCAUCAGGGUGCAAAGCACCGCAAGACUGUUUGCUGGAUAGUGGCUAUGCUUUCCUGUGGCUGAUGGGAAUGGGCACGGCCACGAGGUGCAAAGCACCAGGAGACUGUUUUCAAGACUGCGAUCACCACCGUGACCCCUCUGAGCCCCACGGGGAGAGAUGACGUGGCUGAGCAGUGACACUGAGUCCUGGGACUGUAAGAGGGCGGCUGCCCCUUUCCCCUCACCCAUCCUAAUUGAUGUACUUUAACUCAUGCACAUCCUAUUAGACGUGGCAGUUUUAUGUAGCAA